CCGCCGCCUAUUUGGCCUCCGCGGCCGGCUCCAUGACUGGCAGGUUGUCGUCGCACGUCGGCAUGCUCCCGACGCUGGCCUGUCAGCCCGGCGGCUUGCCAGCGGUAGCACCACCGGGCCAUCAUCAUCCGGAGCAGCAUCCGCAGUUGGGUCACGUAGCCGCCGCCGCCGCCGCCGCCGCCGCUGCCGCCGCCUCGAUGGGCAUGGAGUCCUCGGAACUAAUGGCGGUAGCCCAUUAUCAGGCGCAACAGCUGCAACGACAGUUGUUGGCCGAGCAAUCAGGUCCGGGCACCACAAUGCUGCCGCCUACGUCUGCUCAGUCUACUGGUGGAGGCUUGAUGCAGCCGCAGGGACUCCAAGGGCAGCAGCAGCAACAGCAGCAGCAGCAGCAGCCGGGCCAACUUCAGCCGGGUCAGGACCCGCUACAAAGCUUGGUGCAGCAACUGCUCUGCCUACAACAGAUAGAGUACUUCCUCGCGCAGCGCGGUCACAAAUGAUUUCAUUUUAGCAGAACGUAAUUAGGGAUCAUUUCGCGCGGGAAAACGAGAGGCUCGGACCAGAAAACGACGUUUCGAACUCUCGAUGAAGUGAGUGGGAAACGUGGUUUGUGCUGGCGCAAAAGUGCUCCGAUUUGAUAGGUAAAUCUUGCGCCAAAUCAUGACCCCUGACGCCCCGUUGUUGAUGCUGCGAUGCUAUCGAGGAUAAAGACGAGGACGGACAAUAACGCGGCGGUAUCUGAUCGAGUUUCUAUGAUUUUUCUAAUUCUCGAACGGAGGGGAGGUAGCGCGGUGUCUCCAGCUCCAGCACGACGACAUGGGAAGAUGCUGAGAAACUGGAUGGCGAUGGCGGCAGAUAGAAGAAAGCAAGAACGACAGUCGCAUUCGUUUAUUGCGCAAAUCGUUAUAUCGCUUCGGGGCACCGUGCGGACGGACGGCGAUCUCCAGGAUAGAGGAGAUCAAGUGUUUUAGCGUGUGAUAAAAAAAACUUUAUGUCAAAAAUUAUAUUAAAUAUGGAAGGUGGAACGAUGUAACUGGGGAACUGAAGAAUAUCGCUUGCGGAUGAAGAAAACGAAGCGAAAAAAAGGAAUGUUAACGCCACGUCGCGCGUCAGAGACGAUUAUUCGCUCUGGUGCGAUCUGUGAAUGAAUCUCUAUCCGUCAACAGUAUUGAUAUAAUUAAUAGAGUAAAUGAAUAUAUAUAUAAAAUAUUGUAAGAACUAUAUCGUAAGUACGUAUUUGUGCAAACGUCAGUGUGCAAGUUAGGCAGAAUGCAUAGUGUGACAGUAAGUCCAGGGUAUAUGGAAGAGAGAACGAGAGAGAAAGAGAAAUAUGAAUGCGAGAGGGUAUGAGUGAGUAAAACGGAGACAGAGAAAGAGAAUGAGGAGGAAAAAGCGAUAGAGAGUCACCUUCGACUCGAAGAUUUUAAGCGCGGGGACCGACCGAACGCCAAUGCGCAGCCUCGUUGAUUGUCCCGAGGGCUCGUUGUAGAAUUUUAUCCUUUAUUACUACUAUAUAUAAUAAUAAUUAUUUGACGAACCACGGAAAACGUAAGAAUAUUUUGCACUAAAUAUGUAAGAGAGACUUCGUUCCAAAGGUUCAAACCACGGUUGGUAUAUAUAACAUAAGUGUAAAGCUUUCUCUCAAAACCGAGACGAGACGCAGAAUCGAUUCCCACGGUGCAGAAAAGAAAAAAAAUGAAAAAGCAUUUUUUUUUAACAAUCGUGUAAACACAAGCCUCGUAUUUUACGUUUAUAAUACAUUGCGGUACGAUACGUAGCACAGCACGUACCCACGUCUUACGAGUUGUGUGUGAAUUUUAACUUUAUGUAUUUAAGUGAAUACUUCAUGUGUGUUCACCAAUCCGAUUGUACUUUUCGAUUUUUAAUGAGAUUUUUAAACGGCUACGUUAGGACCAUAUCGUUUUAUUUGAUAAAAUAAGUAAUGCGCGUGGUGAUUCGAUACUUCAUAUAUCAAUGUAUGUCAGGCACGUAAAUGCACACACGAAAACGUACAAUAUAUACACGUAAAUCCGAA
Molecule: messenger RNA, 2032 nt
Organism: Solenopsis invicta (red fire ant)
Lineage: Eukaryota; Metazoa; Arthropoda; Insecta; Hymenoptera; Formicidae
Product: glutenin, high molecular weight subunit DX5
Exons: 1
Coding region: 33-497 (154 amino acids)
Source: RefSeq, a predicted model, not a curated record